Messenger RNA from Tetrapisispora phaffii CBS 4417, 1008 nucleotides. RefSeq names its product DNA-directed RNA polymerase core subunit RPC40 (gene RPC40). NCBI's taxonomy places the organism in Eukaryota, Fungi, Ascomycota, Saccharomycetes, Saccharomycetales, Saccharomycetaceae. The transcript has a single exon. Gene Ontology annotation, biological process: DNA-templated transcription. The coding region runs from base 1 to 1008 and encodes 335 amino acids. Gene Ontology annotation, molecular function: protein dimerization activity; DNA binding. Gene Ontology annotation, cellular component: RNA polymerase I complex; RNA polymerase III complex. The record is from RefSeq and is a predicted model, not a curated record.
AUGUCUAAUAUAGUUGGUAUCGAGUAUAAUAGAGUCACUAAUACCACUUCCACCGAUUUCCCUGGUAAUUACCAAAGCGAAGGAUUGGAAUGGGACGUUGAGAAAUUCAGAGAAUCGUUUGAUAUUCAUAUUUCAAGCCUAACUGAAAAGGAAGCUAAUUUUGAUUUAGUCCAUAUUGAUACUUCCAUUGCUAAUGCUUUUCGUCGUAUUAUGAUAGCAGAAGUUCCAUCUGUCGCUGCUGAAUAUGUGUAUUUCAUGAACAAUACCUCCGUUAUUCAAGACGAAGUUUUGGCCCACAGAAUUGGUUUAAUUCCAUUAAGAGUCGACCCGGAUAAAUUAUCUUGGAUUGACUCAGAACUUCCAGAUGAGGAAAAAUUCACCGAUGAAAACACUAUUGUCAUCACUUUAGACGCUAAGUGUACCAGAAAUCCAGAUGCUCCAAAGGAUGCCACUGAUCCAAAAGUUCUAUAUAGAAACGCACAUGUUUACGCCCGUGAUUUGAAGUUUGAACCACAAGGUAAGCAAGCAGAAUUAUUUGCUGACCAACCUGUUGAGGCAAUCGAUCCAGAUAUUUUGAUCGCAAAAUUAAGACCGGGUCAAGAAAUUUCACUAAGAGCCCACUGCAUUUUGGGUAUUGGUGGUGAUCAUGCUAAAUUUUCUCCAGUUGCUACUGCCUCAUACAGAUUACUACCUCAUAUUAACAUCACAUCUCCAAUUUCUGGUGAAUCCGCAAAGAGAUUCCAAAAAUGUUUCCCUUCAGGUGUCAUUGGUAUCAACGAUAAAGAUGAAGCUUUUGUGAAAGAUGCUAGAAAGGAUACUGUUUCUAGAGAGGUUUUAAGACAUGAAGAAUUCCAAAAUAAAGUUAAAUUAGGUAGAGUAAGAGAUCAUUUUGUAUUUAACGUCGAAAGUACCGGUGCCAUGACCCCAGAAGAAAUUUUCUUUAAAUCUGUUAGAAUUUUAAAGAACAAGGCUGAAUACUUAAAGAAUUGUGCUAUAAGCCAAAAAUAG